This is a messenger RNA of Entrophospora candida, 897 nucleotides long. NCBI's taxonomy places the organism in Eukaryota, Fungi, Glomeromycota, Glomeromycetes, Entrophosporales, Entrophosporaceae. The record is from the annotation of a GenBank genome assembly.
AUGGAUCCAUCUAAAACUUUAGUAGUUGAUAAUGGAACAGGGUUUGUUAAAGUUGGUUAUGCAGGUUCUAAUUUUCCACAACAUGUUUUUCCCUCUGUUGUUGGAAGACCGAUUCUUCGUGCGGAAGAAAAGGUUGGAAAUGUGGAGGUGAAAAAUAUAAUGGUCGGUGAUGAAGCUGCCGAGUUACAUAAUCGGCGUGAAAUGGUAAAAACGAUGUUUGAAAAUUACGGAUUUCAAGGUGUCCAUGUUGAAAUUCAGGCUGUAUUAACUCUUUAUGCUCAAGGACUUAUGAGCGGUGUCGUGAUUGAUUCUGGUGAUGGAGUGACUCAUAUAGUUCCAAUUUUUGAUGGUUAUGCUCUUCCACAUCAAGUUCGUAGAUUAGAUGUAGCAGGAAGAGAUGUAACAAAAUAUCUAAUAAAAUUGCUUUUAUUGAGAGGUUACGCUUUCAAUAGAACUGCCGAUUUUGAAACAGUGAGACAAAUAAAAGAAAAACUUUAUGGAAGAGUGAUUAAAGUUGGGUCUGAAAGGUUCGAAGCACCAGAAUGCAUGUUUCAACCACAUUUAGUAGACGUUGAAAAACCUGGUGUUGCAGAAAUGCUUUUCGAGUCAAUACAAGACUCGCCUGUUGACGUUAGAUCCGAGUUAUAUAAACAUAUAGUAUUAUCAGGAGGUUCUUCAAUGUAUCCUGGUCUACCAAGUAGACUUGAAAAAGAGCUUAAACAAAUAUAUUUACAAAGAAUAUCAGAUGAUCCACCAAGGCGUAAACAUAUGGUAUUUCUUGGCGGUGCCGUAUUAGCUAACAUUAUGAAAGAUAAAGAAUCUUGGUGGAUUACCAAACAAGAAUGGGAAGAAGAAGGUGAUAGAGUCUUGGAAAAAAAAAUAGAGAAAAAGGCUUAA